GUUCAAAAUUGCGUGGGCAAAGCAAAGCGUUCAAUAGUUGGUUGAGAAAGUGUGGGCGCCCAGAGGGACAGAGCGGCUCUGUAGCUCAGUGCAACCAGUGCUGGCGGGGCUCAGGCAUUCAGUCGCGGCCGUUUCUGUCAAUAUCUGUUCUAUCUGCUCUAUUUCACAUCUGACAAUCGCUGAAGGAUCGAUAGGUCUGGAGUUUGUCGCGAGCUUGAUUUUCCCUCUUGGAGUGCAACCAUAUGAAUUACUCCCGACGCGUCGCCAUUUGGUUACUCGCGUUAUCUGUACAAAUUAUACAGGCAUGUGCGUAUUGCGGUAGAUUGGAGAUGAUAUCCGUUUGGCUCCUGUUUUUAAAGCUGCUGAGAGCCACAGCUGGUGUGCGAAGGUCAUAUGAAAGUGAACUAAAUGACGGCAAAACCACCUCUGUAAAUCAGCAACAAAAAGAGCAGGAAUACCUCUCUGAAACAGUCACCAUGGAGACCAGCCAGCUUUCAGAAAUGGCUGAUCUAACAGACUGUAAAAUGGAUCCUGGGUUUACAGAGGACCAGCCAUGCCAAUUCACUGAGGAGGUGAAUGAAUGUGUUGUCACAUAUUUCUCAGAGUGCCUGGAUACCAAACAGACCAACCCACAAGAAGAUCUGUGUGGGCAAGAAAACAUAGCCAUAACUAAUGAAUGUGAUAGCUCAGGUGAAUCUGAUGAAAGCAAAGACUCUCAAGAAGGUAUUCUGGUCAAGGUCAAUGAACAAGACGACCCAAACAGCAGAGUCUCUUUGGCCUUUGAGUCUAAUGAAGUCUCCAUUGUGAACGACAAACCAGAAGAAGAGAUGAAAAUCAAAAAUUCGGAUAAUGCCCAGAAGGAAGAUCAUGAUGAACCUAAAGAGAGGGUGGAAGCACAAGACAAUUCUGUUCUGGAAGGACAAGAAGGAUCUGUGCUGGAAAUACAAGAAGAAUCUGUGCUAGAAGCACAAGAAGAAUGUGUUCUGGAAGAACAAGUAUCUGUUCUGGAAGCACAAGAAGAAUCUGUGUUGGAAGAACAAGUAUCUGUUCUGGAAGCACAAGAAGAAUCUGUGUUGGAAGAACAAGUAUCUGUUCUGGAAGCACAAGAAGAAUCUGUGCUGGAAGAACAAGAGCAAUCUGUGCUGGAAGAACAAGAGCAUUCUGUGCUGGAAGCACAAGAAGAAACUGAGCUGGAAGAACGAGAAGAAUCUGUGCUGGAAUUACAAGAAGAAUCUGUUCUAGUAAAACGAGAUGAAUCUGUGCUGGAAGCACAAAAAGGAACUGAGCUGGAAGUACGAGGUGAAUCUUUGCUGAAAGCACAAGAAGAAACUGAGCUGGAAGAACAAGAAGAAUCUAUGCUGAAAGCACAAGAACAAACUGUGCUGGAAGAACAAGAAGAAUCUGUGCUGGAAAAACAAGAAGAAACUGUGCUGGAAGAACAAGAAGAAUCUGUGCUGGAAAAACAAGAAGAAACUGAGCUGGAAGAACGAGAAGAAUCUGUGCUGGAAAAACAAGAAGAAACUGAGCUGGAAGAACGAGAAGAAUCUGUAUUGGAAGCACAAGAAAAAGCUGUGCUGGAGCAGCAAAUUAAUGAGCUUGUGAUUUCUGUAGUCCCAUCUGAAUCUUGUCCGGAUAUGGAUCGAGAUGACCUAAGUGACUGUCUGCUUGUGGAAAUGGCCAUCAUUUCAUCAGACAGUGAUGCUGAGGAGCCGUGGAGGUCUUUAGCUGUUGAUAAAGAAGAUAUUGAAGAGAAUGGUGAUCUCUUGGGUAUGGAUGAAGCAGUAAACUCAGAAGACCAAGCAAGGCAGGAAGACAAUGAGGUGAUUAAUAGCAAUGCUGAACUUGAAGAAGUAGCUCUGGCUUUGAACAUUAAUGAAAGUGACAUUCUAGAACAACCAGAGUGUCCCACUGAAUGUGAGCUGCAAGAUAUUUCUUUGGAGUCCUCUUCCCAGUACUGUAGUUUAACAAAGAUUGCAGAGGAUGAGGAAGAGCUUGGUAAAACCUCAAAGCACAACCUUCAGCGCCUGUCUUGUUCAACUUCAGAGCUUGACAAAAAGUUGCCAAAAGACUUCUGCGUGGUUCAGGAAAUAAAGAGCGAGAAUGUCAGCACGGAGCACCUGGAUUUCAGGGUGGCUCGCAAGCAGUGGCAGAAGAUGGAAGAGCAAACAAAGGGUCUGGUGCACCGGCCAGUGAUGAGGCAGACAUUUUGCCAGGGUGGACACAGCUUCAUGUAUACGCCUGUCCGCAACAUUGAUCGCCCCAGAAGAGACCCUGACAUUGAGACUCUUGGUCUGGGGGAUUACCAGUACACUCAAUUCAGCCCCUGUUCAGAGGACUCUGGUCUAGAUGAUACAAGCUACAGGUCUCCAUAUGAUGAGCCAGAAACUCCAGUGGAGAGAGAGAUCCGCGAAGCUCUCGAGCGAGAGGAAAAUUUCAGACGAGAAAGAGAAAUGGCAAAGAUGUCUGUUGGUGACACUGUACAAGUUAAACCCAGGCCUGGUGUUCUUCACCAAAGCAGGUCAGAGCCUGGAGAUAAAGGACGCAUAUUUGACACUCCAGAGGACAGAAGCAGAUCUCAGAGGUCUCCUAGUGCAAAGACUCCAACUUUGUCCGUCACUGGUACAUCUGGAAAAAGUCCCUCGUACCAUGAAAUGAUUGCCAACAAUGUCAUUAUACUUGAUCCAGAUUCGUACCCCACCAGCCCACAGAGCCGAGGAAAAGGAGGGAUGCUUUCUCCAGGGACAAGCAGCUUCCACGAAUGGCCAUCAGACAUGAAUAAUGUCAUUAUCCUGGAGACAUCAAAUCUCAUCAUUCGAAGUGCCUCAGAAUUCUGCCUGAGCUCUGCAUGUCAAGAGACACAAGAGAGCACCUUUCAGAACAACCCCUUCUUCAAAUUGCGCUCCCACAGCACCCAGUCUCUGGUGGAUCAGGAGAUCAAGCUGGUGAAGCAAAGAGAAGAGGAGCUUAGAAGGCAGAGAGCACAACUAUAUGUAAAGGAGAGAUACGACACAGUCCUUGUGUCCCCCAACCAACUGCAGAAUUCCACUUAUGAGAAACCAGGAGUGGUGCCAGCAAAAUCCAAGUCAUCCCCCUCAUCUCCAUCAAAGUCGCGCAAAAUGGAUCGCUCCGCUUUGUCCUGCGACCACAAGUUUUACAGGUGAAGCUUUCUCCUUUAGUUUCCUGAGGCACCUUACCCUCGAGUCAGACGGAAAAGUGCCCUGGCCCAGAGGUGGGAAGCAGGUAUCUUUGCCAAUCAUCAGCAACAAGACUGAGUGAUUUGCCUAUAUGAAGCACAAAUCAAGUUUCCAUUACAGUAUAAGCAUGUGCAAGUAGUUUUAGAGUAAAACAUUCAUUACUUAUACAAACCUAGAAUUUAAUAGGUGAGUAAAAUAUUCACAACUGAUGUCAUACCUUUUUCAGUUUUUUGAAUGCUAGUAUUUCACUCUGAAUUUUAUCCUGGAUACACUUUUAUAUUAUUGCAGAAGAAGAAUUUAUAGAGUAACAUAAUCCUAAAUUGCACUAUGUACAAAAAUGAUGCCAAACAUUAUUGAGAAAUGUAUUAUUCUAAUUUCCCAUUACAUAACAUGUUUAACCAUAUUAACCAUACAGUGAAGAGAAGAAACAAAUAAAAAUUCAUUUGUCUUUGAUUUAAUCUGAUCAAAAGUGCAAUUUAAGACAGGAGAAGAUCGCUGCUUGGAAUGUCUAACAGAGUAUAUUGUGGAUGUAGCUUCCAGAGGUGUUACAAGAAAAGUAGCUGGCUUCUGUACAAUAAUUACAUUGCGAGCCUUUUAAAUGUUUUAUGCUUUUAUUGUCUGAAUAUAAUGUGAACAUUUAUUCUGCUGUGAAAAUAAUUUGAAAGAUGUGUGCAUUUUAAUUCAUAAAAUUCAUGUUCGAAAUGUCUUAAAAUAUAUGCUUCUUCCUUGCAGGAUGUUUUCGAUGCAAAAAUACUGUUCAAACCUUGAAUAAACUGAAACUGAUAAUGA
Molecule: messenger RNA, 3983 nt
Organism: Carassius auratus (goldfish)
Lineage: Eukaryota; Metazoa; Chordata; Actinopteri; Cypriniformes; Cyprinidae
Product: trichohyalin-like
Exons: 4
Coding region: 243-3161 (972 amino acids)
Source: RefSeq, a predicted model, not a curated record